AUGUCGAUCAUCACAAACGAGGCAGCACGGGAGAUUGCCAGCGGGACGUUCCAAUAUCCGCUGCUUACGGUGACCAACUAUACCAGUUGGGUGAUUAGGGUCCAGGCCAUGAUGGAAGAUCAAGGCGUCUGGGAGGCAGUCGAGCCGAUGGCCGGUGUGGCUGUUGACACGAGGAAGGACAAGAAGGCGAGGUCGCAUCUUCUCCAAGCCCUCCCAGAUGAUCUCCUAAUGCAAGUGGCGAAGAAGGCGACGGCGAAGGAGGUUUGGGAUUGCCUCAAGACGAGAUUUGUCGGGGCAGAUCGCGUGAGGAAUGCACGCCUGCAGACGUUGAAGAGUGACUUUGACGCCAUGAGGAUGCAAGAAGGAGAGUCGUUGGAUCAAUAUGCGGGCAGGCUCACCGGAAUGUCCGUCAGGUAUGCCAACUUAGAGGGCACCCUAAGCGAUGCCGCCUUAGUCAAGAAGCUAUUUGACACCGUUCCAAAUAGGUUUCUUAGCGUAAUCGCGGGCAUAGAGCAAUUUUGCGACCUCGACACAAUGUUGUUUGAAGAGGUUAUGGGACGACUCAAGACGUACGAAGAACGCUCUCGUCCCCGAGCAUUCGGUACCGGUGGCAACGGCGAUGCACAACUGCUUCUCACUCAAGCUGAGUGGGAGGCACGGCAGAAGAGAAGCGGCAGCGACCCGUCGUUGACCCGAAGGGAGACGAGUCACAGGGAAGGAGGAGUUCGCAGCCGGGGUGGUCGCGGGCGCGGUAGAGGGCGCGGGAGAGGCGGACGAGGCGACUUCCCACUGAAAGACAGAGUAGGUGGCUCUGGAGGCGAUGGUCGUGACAAGAGUCACAUCCGUUGCUUCAAUUGCAACGAAUUGGGGAAUUAUGCGAACCGGUGCAAGGCUCCCAAAAAGAAGGAAGAGGCGCAUCUCACACAAACUGACGACACCGAACCAACUCUGUUGCUUGCAGAGUUAGAAGAAGCAGUGCCCGCGGCACCUGAGAGACAAGAAUGGCAGAAACGACAGGAAGCCGUCCUGCUGAAUGAAGAGCAAGUAUGGCCCGAACUGCACGGGACCGAGCACGGUAAAGAAACUACCGACACCUGA
Nymphaea colorata (pocket water lily) is the source of this 1098-nucleotide messenger RNA. RefSeq lists its product as uncharacterized. The coding region runs from base 1 to 1098 and encodes 365 amino acids. Gene Ontology annotation, molecular function: zinc ion binding; nucleic acid binding. The transcript has a single exon. The record is from RefSeq and is a predicted model, not a curated record. Lineage: Eukaryota; Viridiplantae; Streptophyta; Magnoliopsida; Nymphaeales; Nymphaeaceae.